AUGAACGGUGUAAAUAACUUUUUGACGGGUGUUUUAUGGGGUCAAGAAGUCGAUGGAAAAUGGGAAUGGAUUUCCAACGAACCAUCAUUACGUAAACCAGAAGCGUACCCGAAUAGUAUCACUUAUUUCAAAUAUUUAGAAAAUCAAGUUGUUAAAGUUGCAAUCGACCGAAAAAUGUUACGUGAAAAAACUGGUAAUUUUGUUAAUCAUGAAGGUGUACGGUUUAAACCUUAUUAUGACAAAUUAAUCAGAUUAUUACUUUAUAAUGAAAAAACGUCGGAAAAACGCUUUCAUGAAGAUGAAAUUAUCGAGAAAGAAAAAACUUUAGAGACUGAAAAAGAGAAGGAAGAUGAAAUAGAAAUACGACCUCAACAUCAAUCUAUUUUAUAUGAUGAAGCCCUACCAGUGAAUAGUUAUCGAAGUGCUGAUGGAACACUGUAUCAUUACAUACUACCAGCCUUUUUUCGUCUGAUUCGGUAUUUACAACGUACGAAUCGAGAAUAUGCUAUUAUAUUGCGAACAAUGGGUGAUGACAGUAUCAAUUUUUUACAAAAUGCACAAAAUGUCUUAUCAAACCAACAUCCCAAUUUUUUGUUUGAAAAAUUGACUAAUGUGAACUUAAAUCCUGGUAGAAUUAGACGAACAGGAAAAUUGAGAAAAGAGGAUGAAAAAAUUACGUUAGAAUUACCAAAUCCCCAUGAUCAAGAUGAAUUAUUAUCGAUUGAUGAUGAAGUUGAAAUAAGUCAUAGAUUGAAACAAUUCGAUGGUAUUCAUGCGAUCAAAGAUGAUUUUAAUUAUUGGUGUGACAAUGACUAUUUAUAUUCAUCAAGCAAACCGAUUUGGUUUGAUCCUGAGAAAGAUAUUGAUGUCCAUGAUAUAUUAUUCGAUGAUAAUUUUCGUGUUAUUGAUCCAAAUGAUUCAGUUGUUGAUAUUCGAUUGAUGAAUGAAAAUACGCAACGAUAUAAAACAGUUUCAUUUGAACACUAUUCACAAUUGGAAAAUGUCUUUGCUGUACAAGCAGAUCUAAUGGAAAUAUUAGAAAAUGAAAAUUAUUAUAUUGAAAAAGUUGAAGAAUGUGAACGAAAUUUGGCUGAUUUAUUAAGUAAUACUGAAAUUUUGAAUCGAAUGCGAUAUUGA
Molecule: messenger RNA, 1137 nt
Organism: Didymodactylos carnosus
Lineage: Eukaryota; Metazoa; Rotifera; Eurotatoria; Philodinida; Philodinidae
Source: the annotation of a GenBank genome assembly